AAAUGGUUCAAGCAAGCCAAGUCAACCGCCAAGAUCAACAACAAAAAGGCCACGCUCCUUUUCGACUCUGGAGCUGAAGUCUCCAUUGUGGAUUCUACCUUUGCUCAAAGACGCACCCGGAUCAAGAUCACGCUCGUGGGAGCGUACGUGCACUACUUCGGCGCCUGGGUCGGAGAGCUGUCAGGCCAAGAGGCGAUAUUGGGGAUGGCGCCACAAUUCCGCGAGAAGCUGUCAAUUCUCAUCAAAGGACUGCUGUUGGCAAAGAUCAUCACUACCUCCACCUCACCUUGGGCGUCACCCAUCGUAGUCAUCAUCAAGGCUAACGGGGUCGACAUCCGCCUCUGCAUCGACUACCAGGUAGUGAACAGCCUUACGAGGAUGAUGGUAUACACCAUGCCGUUGAUCAACGACCUCCUCGAAGAUUUGGAUAAGGCUCUUUGGUAUUGCUCCCUUGAUAUGGCCAGUGGUUUCUGGGUGUCGACGAGGAUGCUGUUCGGACUAAAGAACGCCCCUCAGAUCUACCAGCGGAUCGUCGACAAUGCAUUAUACGGUCACAUGCGCAUCAAGCCCGAUCAGGAUAGAUCGAACCCCGUUGACGUCUUCGAGGAAGGAGAGCCGGAGCCAGAGCCUAAGCCAUCGGUCCUCGGGCGGAGGUCGUAUGUGGACGACAUCCUUGUGACCGGCGACACGUUGGAUAACAUGUGUAACCGUGUCAACAAACCGCUCGGCGUCUGUGAUCGGUGGAACUUGUCGAUCAGCGUAGCCAAGAGCUACUGGGGUCGACGCAAGAUAGCAUAUCUAGGACACGAAGUAUUCUCAGCUGGGCUGGGAGCGAAACUGAAGGAGCUUGAAGCAAUAGCUAACCUUCCCCGCUUCAUUGAGGACUUCGCAGUCUAUGCCGCGUUCUUGUACGAGCUGCGAGAAGCAUACUUCCACGAAAUCGCCAAGAUGGACGCAGAAGAGACUGGGGAGACGCGGACCGAUGAGGGUCAAAUAACUGGGGGCGAGCGCGAUAGGUGGGCGAGUGUGAAGAACGCCUUCACUAUGUUGAAGGCGAAGAUUAUUGCCACACCGGUACCGAAGCAAUUCGUCCCGGAGCGCACCCCCGUCAUCAUGCUGUACGCGAAUAAGUGGGCCAUAUCAGCGGCAUUGAUGAAGGAACACGAACGUGGGUACCACCCGGUGACCUUAACCAGUCGUACGCUGAAGGCAAACGAACUCAACUAUGGAGUGGUGGAUAAAGAGGUCCUGUCACGAUUCUCGACCUUGGCCUGGCUGCUCAAGUCGAACGGGUUCGACGGUCGACUGGGUAGCUAG
This is a messenger RNA of Phytophthora megakarya, 1317 nucleotides long. The record is from the annotation of a GenBank genome assembly. Lineage: Eukaryota; Oomycota; Peronosporomycetes; Peronosporales; Peronosporaceae.